This is a messenger RNA of Lasiodiplodia theobromae, 738 nucleotides long. Its product is annotated as YjeF-related protein. Gene Ontology annotation, cellular component: mitochondrion. The transcript has 5 exons. NCBI's taxonomy places the organism in Eukaryota, Fungi, Ascomycota, Dothideomycetes, Botryosphaeriales, Botryosphaeriaceae. The coding region runs from base 1 to 738 and encodes 245 amino acids. Gene Ontology annotation, molecular function: NAD(P)HX epimerase activity. The record is from RefSeq and is a predicted model, not a curated record.
AUGUUUCGGACGUCCAGGAAGCUCAUGAUGGCUCUCAAGACUCUUUCCGCAAAGAACGCUGCCGAGCUCGACAAGGAGCUCAUGAGUAGCGGUGCUUUCUCUAUCGACCAACUGAUGGAGCUGGCUGGCCUUUCAGUAUCCCAAGCUGUGUUCAAGCUCCAGCCCCUCAGCCAAGGCAAGCGAAUUCUCGUAGCUUGCGGGCCCGGCAACAACGGCGGCGACGGUCUCGUAGCGGCCCGCCACCUCCACCACUACGGCUACCAACCCACCGUCUACUACCCCAAGCAGAGCAAGAACGAGCUGUACCAGCGCCUGCGGAAGCAGCUCGAGGACCUGAACGUGCCAUUCACCGACGACUUUGACGCGGCGCUCGGCGCGGCGGACCACGUCGUCGAUGCCAUCUUUGGCUUCAGCUUCAGCGGCGAGGUGCGCGAGCCCUUCCCCAGGGUCAUCGAGGCCCUGCGCGACACCAAGGUGCCCGUUCUCGCCGUCGACGCACCGUCGAGCUGGAACAUCGAGACCGGCCCGCCCGACUCCGGACCGGGAAAGGGCUUCAACCCGCCCGCGCUGAUCAGCUUGACGGCGCCCAAGCCGCUGGUGAAGUGGUUCAAGGGCAGGCAUUUCCUUGGUGGAAGGUUCCUGACCAAGGCUAUGGCAGAGAAAUACGGCCUGGACAUCCCGCCCUACGAGGGUAUUGACCAAGUUGUCGAGGUGCCGGGCGAAGGCCAGAAGCUCUAA